AAGAAAGCGAAUAAACAUGAUCGGUUUUGGCUGAGCUGAUCACGUGUCUCGGUGCUUUGGACCACGUGAUAAACCCAGAAAUGAACGACGUCAACACAACACUGGUGGAGAUGACUUCGGUGGACUGGCAGCUAUCGCUGAAGGUGGUGGAUCAGCCCAAAUCCACCUUCCACUUCCCCGAGAUGAUGCCCGGGGACGUGCCCCCCGGGGAGUACCGGGUCGCCACCCUGAAGCAGCUGGUGGCCGCCCAGCUCCCGGACUCCGUCAACGACCCCGACCUGAUAGAGCUUGUCCACUGUGGUCGCAAACUGAAAGACGACCUAACGUUGGACGCUUAUGGAAUUCAACCAAAGUCGACCCUUCACAUUCUCAAAAAGACUUGGCCAGAGACUGACAGUAACCCAGAGCCUGUGAACCGGGCCACGGCAGCGAGAGAGUUCAGAGUCUUCCACGCGGCUCUGCACUCUGUCAACACGGCCUACAGAGACUCUGUGACUAAAAUGCUGACCAAUAAGGAGUCUCUGGACCAGAUCAUCGUGGCCACCCCGGGCCUUAAGUCGGAUGCGGUGGCUCUGGGGGUUCUGCAAGACAAGGAUCUCUUCGUUCAGUUCGCCGACCCCAGCAUGCUGGACAUGUUAAUCAGCUCCCACCCAGCGUUGGUCAACGCCAUCAUCCUGGUUCUGCACUCGGUGGCGGGCAGCAUGCCCACCCAGGCCAGCAGCAGCUCCUCCCGCAACGUCUCGGCCAGCUCCUACAGUGACAUGCCAGGAGGGUUCAUGUUUGACGGCAUGUCGGACGAUGAAGAUGAAUUCCAGUCUGGGAACCAAGCGGGCCCCUCCAGCCGAGGGGGCGCUCCCAUCGGGGGGCGGCCCCAGUCUCUGAGCCACAGCGGGGCGGCGGGGCCCCGGCCCAUCACGCAGAGCGAGCUGGCCACCGCCCUGGCCCUGGCCAGCACCCCCGACAGCAGCGCCGCCACGCCCACCACCACCAGCCAGGCUGACGCAAGCAGCGGCGUGUCCCCCAUGCCCGCCGGGACCCCGGUCAGCAACGACCUGUUCAGCCAGGCUCUGCAGCAGGCCCUGCAGGCCAGCAACAUGUCCUCCCUGCAGGGCCGCUGGCAGUCCCAGAUCCAGCAGCUCCGGGACAUGGGCAUCCAGGACGAGGAGCUGAUGCUGCGGGUGCUGCAGGCCACCGACGGGGACCUGCAGGGGGCGCUGGAGCUCAUCUUCGCCGGCGGCUCGGGGCUGUGAGCCCCCACUCCCACGGGGGGAACAGAGUGGCUUCUACAGAGGAACAGCCCGGCCACGGGGGUCCAGAGGAACCCAGUCCUUCGACGUACCUUAGCUUUCUUUGGACGAGUUUAAACUGGAGUGAACUGUGUGUUUUCAUUUUUUACUGGCCGUUGGAGACUUUGAAUAAAGGCGACGAUGCUAUUUUGAGUGUGAAAAUAGUUUGCCCAAUUACUGACUGCAACUAAAAAACUAACUUUGCUUUCGAUUUGUACGAAAAUUCAGUCUCAUUUGUCGUGCGUUUGU
Molecule: messenger RNA, 1535 nt
Organism: Gadus chalcogrammus (walleye pollock)
Lineage: Eukaryota; Metazoa; Chordata; Actinopteri; Gadiformes; Gadidae
Product: ubiquitin-like protein 7
Exons: 11
Coding region: 81-1250 (389 amino acids)
Biological process (GO): ubiquitin-dependent protein catabolic process
Cellular component (GO): cytosol
Molecular function (GO): polyubiquitin modification-dependent protein binding
Source: RefSeq, a predicted model, not a curated record